AUGCCUUGGAUCACAGUGGUAGCAUCGUUGUUGAUCCCAGCGCUGUGGAUCUGGAGGUAUUUCUCACGGGAACGCUAUGAUCCACCGCUGCCUCCCGGAAGCAUGGGACUCCCACUCGUGGGCGAGACGCUCCACAUCCUGUACGCCAUGAAAACGAGCACGCUGUGGGAGUUUUACGGAGCUCGGGAGAAGAAAUAUGGCCCGAUUUACAAGACACACAUCUUUGGCCACGAUCGUCGUGAACCCUCCUCUGGGAUUCAAGCUUUUAAAGCCAAGAGCUUUCGCCACAUUCUCCUGGCGUUCCUCGGCCCGGAUGCCAUACGGCGGUAUGCGGAGAGGGCGAGCAUGAUCAUCCAAGAACACAUUGACAAGUUUUGGAUGGCUGGAUCGGAGGUGAAGGCUUACCCCCUCGUGAAGAAGGCCUUGUUCUCGCUCGUCUUUAGCUUGUUCUUGAGCAUCUCGGACGAGGAGGAGGAGAGGGAGCUCCUGGCUCCUUUCCAGGAUUUCCUGCAAGGAUUGCUUGAGCUGCCGAUCGACUUGCCAGGGACGAUGUUUCGUCGCGCAAAGGUUGGACGAGCAAAGAUCUUCAAGAAGCUGGACGAGUACAUAGCCAAGAGAAAGGUCGAGCUAGAAACAGGCCAGGCAUGGCCUCAACAGGAUUUUCUCAGUGUUCUCUUGACAACCAAAGGAGAGGAUGGAGAGCCCAUGACCGAGGAAGAGAUCAAACAAAACAUUCUCAUGUUGGUCAUGUCAGCCCAUGACACUACCGUCAGCUCCUUGAUGAGUUCCAUGAAAUACAUAGGGGAAAAUCCAUGGUGCUACUAUCGACUCAGGACAGAACACAUCUCUAUUUUGCUUGCGAGAUCUCCAAACGAGCCACUCACUCACAGCGAUUUGCAAAAGAUGGACUACACGUGGAAGAUCGUACAGGAAGCCAUGCGCUUGGCUCCUCCUGCCGCUGGAAACCUCCGAAGGGUUAUCACUGAGUUUACCAUGGAUGGAUUCACAGUUCCAAAGGACUGCCACAAGAAAGAAAAAUUCUUUGAGGAGCCGGAAAGGUUUAAGCCAGAUCGUUUCGAUCGCCCAUUGCUUCCAAACACUUAUGUCCCAUUUGGUGGAGGCCCUCGCAUUUGUCCCGGAUACGAGCUUGCCAAGAUGCAAGACCGCAUUUUUCUACAUCACCUUGUCACAAGGUUUAAGUGGAUCUCUUACACCUUUCUCUCAGUGCAACCAAGUGUUGUCUCUGCCUAUGCCUUAUAA
Molecule: messenger RNA, 1260 nt
Organism: Selaginella moellendorffii
Lineage: Eukaryota; Viridiplantae; Streptophyta; Lycopodiopsida; Selaginellales; Selaginellaceae
Product: cytochrome P450 716B1
Exons: 5
Coding region: 1-1260 (419 amino acids)
Biological process (GO): sterol metabolic process
Molecular function (GO): oxidoreductase activity, acting on paired donors, with incorporation or reduction of molecular oxygen; monooxygenase activity; heme binding
Source: RefSeq, a predicted model, not a curated record